AUGUGGCGUUUGUCUGGACACCGAUGCGUACGGCUUCUCGGUCAGCGCAGGAUGCUCACUUCUGGCGCCAAUGCGUCGAAUCCGGAGCUGGAGUCGGCAUCGGCACAUCCCAUUCUCUUUAACGUUCCUGUUAUGUCUCGCACUGUUGGCCGUGAUGCGGAGCUGCUGUCACUCUGGCAAAAUUUGCUGUCCGGGCGCCACAUCCAGGCCAUUACUGGGCCAGACGGUAUCGGCAAGUCUUCCAUAGCGGCAGAGUUCUGUGAUCGGGCGCGGCGAAGUGAGCGCUUCACAUGCAUUCAGUGGUUUGAUGCCAGAGGGGGCUCAUUGCCUUCAGAAUUACUUCAAUUUUUUCAUUCCAUGCGGGGCCGAAAGGAAAAGGACGUGCUUUUGGUUAUUGACAGUGUCGAUGACCCGCAUGAGGCACUCCGUCACAUUCCUAAGCACACAAACGUUUACACAUUGCUCACCACGAGCGUUCCUAUUGAAAGCUCAACGAAGGUGGGCACAAUAAAUGUCCAAUCCCUGUCUCCCGAUGGCGUGGCGCGAUUUUCACAUUUAACGGAGGUCGAGGAAUCGAAAACUGUAGCUGAUGUGCUUUUUGCUCUUGGCUAUGUUCCGCUUCUUAUGCAUGUUGCAUUGUGUCUAAUGGAGAGCGGUUCUACCAGCCCAGAGGAACUAAAGAGAGAGCUACUCGCAAAGGGCGUCGAUGGAAAUGGAACCCUGAGUGUUUCCUACGCCAUUGGCGUUCUAGUGGAGAUUGCGCUUGCGGGGCUUGAGACGCACAUGCCAGGAGGCAUCCGUGUACUGGUGAUGACUGCGUUAUUUGAUAUUAGAGGUGUUUCUUAUGCUGUUGUGGAUCGUUUAGUUGGUGAUGAAUCGGGGGAGGCUUUUGUUAUGCAAGCUGCUAGGUUAGGCCUAUGCGAUCAGCGGUGGGAUGAGGGCUCGCUGACGAUGCACCCUUCGGUUGCACAGAUACUCCGAACCAAGGCGGAUAGCACACAUGUGGCGGAGUGCACAAAAGUGCUGCUUUCACUCUGGCCUCGCCGCUGGCGUGGGGCCGGCAGCAGCGUGGCAAAUGAGUUGGCGCGUCACACCCGUGCCAUUUCCGAAGUCAGCGAUGCCCGUCAGAUCCCGCUCAAUAAUGAUCUUCUUGUUUGUCUUGAUCGUAGUGCGACUCUUCUUGCCUUUAAUGAGGGCAAAGAUUUGCUGACGGCUGCGGAACUUUGGCUUCGAGUUGUGCGGGCAAACCAGAAUGCAGAGAGAAGAGAUGCAGAGGCUGUGCGAAUAGGCAGAGAGUGUGGUCGUCUGCUGCAUUUUCUUCGUGACGCGCGGGCCGGUGAUGUGUUGCGGUACGCUUUUGACUUGGCAUGUGCGGUGAGAGGGAAACAGUCAGCCGAGGCAUCUCUCAUUCUUGGCUGUUACGCUCCAUAUCUUCCUGCUUCGAUGGAUGCGGUGCGGAUGCUGCAAGUGGGUGUGGCCUCGCUAGAGAAUCGCAUGACAUCUUCUGACACGGUGCUUGGGAAGGAGGAGGGACGCAUGCUGCAGGAGACAAUUUUUGUCCUGCUUGUACGACAGGGGCAGAUGCUGCAGGAGAUGGGAGAGACAGUGCCCGCGUCGGUUUGGGCAGCACUGCAGGAGUUGGAGCAACGGAUCACGGCGAGUUUGAGUUCGGCACCGCAGUGA
Messenger RNA from Trypanosoma cruzi, 1683 nucleotides. RefSeq lists its product as uncharacterized. The record is from RefSeq and is a predicted model, not a curated record. The transcript has a single exon. Bases 1 to 1683 code for a protein of 560 amino acids. NCBI's taxonomy places the organism in Eukaryota, Euglenozoa, Kinetoplastea, Trypanosomatida, Trypanosomatidae.